AGCAGCCGCAGCCAUUUUAGAUACUGCUCUGUACUCUUUGCCGUUAUUUAAAAUAGUAAUCACUAAAUACCUGUCUUUUUCACCAAAUUAGAAAUCAUCAAGGUAACUAACUGGUAAAUCUUAAUUAGUAUAAAAGUAACUACUUAAUUCGGGUUUAUCUCUCUGUUCGUGGGCUCACAGUAGGAGCUCUGGUUCAGGGUGCGGCUCAGAAACACAGAGCUGACGAACACUCUGUGAAAGAGGACUUAAGUAACUCUACGAAUCGUCUAUAAUAACUCAACAUCACUAUGAAGAGAGCGCUUCUACUCAUUCUCUUCACAUAUAUUUCGAUCGGUGUGUUUGGUGCUGAUGUUGAGGUGUCAGUGAUGGUUGGAGAUUCUUUCACUUUACACACCGAUACAAAAAUACAGGCAGAAGAUGUGAUAGAGUGGAGUUUUGGACAAGAAGCUAUUGCUAUGAUCAAUGAAGGGUACCCUGAGAUCUCAGCAUCUGAUGAUUUAAAAAACAGACUGCAGCUGGACAAACAGACUGGGGAUCUCACGAUCAGAAACAUCAAAACCACAGACUCUGGAGAUUAUAAAUUUGAGAUCAUCAAGACUACACGGUCAUCAGAAAAGACAUUAAGUGUUAGGGUUGUGCCUGCACAUGAAUUGAAGCCAGUGUCACUGACGGAGACAGAUUUUGUCACUCUAAACACUGAUGUUCCAGAUAUACAGAGAUAUGAUAAGAUACAGUGGAGGUUUGAUCAAAAAUCUCCUGUGGCUGCAAUCAAUAGAAGCACUGGAAAAGUCUCUACAUAUGAUGGUCCUGAUAGGAUAUUCAAAGACAGACUUAAGCUGGAUAAUCAAACUGGAUCUCUGACCAUCAAGAGUAUCAGAAUCACAGACUCUGGACUUUAUGUAGUUGAUAUCAGCAGCAGUGGCAAAUACACUAUACACAAGUCAUUCACUUUGACUGUCAAAGAAAAAACUAAGUUAUCAUCAGUGAAAGAGGGAUAUUUUCUCAUUCUACCCACUGAUCUUACUAAAGUACAAGAGGACGAUGUGAUACAGUGGAGACACGGAGACACUUGUGUAGCUAAAACCAUUGAAACAGUAGAACAGUUGCCUACAUGUGAUGCCAAUGCCACGGGAUUCGGAGGCAGAUUGAAGCUGGAUUAUCAGACUGGAUCUCUGAUCAUCACAGACAUCAAAACCACAGACUCUGGACUUUAUAAACUAGACAUCAGCAACAACAGACGCACCAUAAACAAGAGAUUCACUGUUAAUGUCAUCGUGUCAGCGAAGGAGGGAAGUACUGUCAUUCUAAACACUGGUAUUGAAAUACUGAAAGUUGAUGAGAUACAGUGGAAGUUUGGAGAUGAAGUCAUCCCCACUGCUCACUUAAACAAGAAAUGGAGCAACAUUCAUCUGAAUGAUCAUAAUGGAGACCUCAUCAUCAGAAACAUCAAAAGAGAGCAGUUUGGAGAUUAUGAAGUUGAGACCAAAAACGGAACUAAUCAGAAGAAAUUUCGUGUUGAAAUUAAUGAUGCAGUGAAGAAACUGUCAGUGAAGGAGGGAGAUUCUGUUACUUUACACACUGAUACUGAAACACAGAAUGAUGAUCUGAUACAGUGGAUGUUUGGAGACACUGUCAUAGCUGAAAUUGACAAAGCUGCCCAACGAUUCUCCAUAUCUGAUUAUCCUGAUGGAAGAUUCAGAGACAGACUGAAGCUGGAUCAUCAGACUGGAUCUCUGACCAUCACAAACAUCAGAACCACAGACUCUGGACUUUAUGAACUGAAGAUCAGCAGCAGCAGAUACACUAUAAACAGGAGAUUCAUUGUUACUGUCACUGGUGAGUAGAUCAAAUCUGUCAAUAUAAAAGUGAUCUUAUUUAGAUCAGAGCUCUAACAACAAUUUUAAAGUUAAACGAAUACAGGUGUUCACAACUUUACACUUAAUUUGUUAAACAUAACUUUUGUAUUUUAAAUGGUUGUACUUUGUUAGUUAAUAAAGAAAAUACUAAGCUGCAUAAUUCAUACCGCAAUGGAUGCUGGGAGUCAGAGAUGAGUAUAAAGCUUUCUG
This is a messenger RNA of Labeo rohita (rohu), 2066 nucleotides long. RefSeq lists its product as uncharacterized. The transcript is spliced from 6 exons. The record is from RefSeq and is a predicted model, not a curated record. The coding region runs from base 288 to 1844 and encodes 518 amino acids. NCBI's taxonomy places the organism in Eukaryota, Metazoa, Chordata, Actinopteri, Cypriniformes, Cyprinidae.